AAUGAAAUCACGUUGACGCCCAUAUGUUACAUUGAACAAGUUUCAAAGUGUCACCGUCGAAACCGUACACGUUCAACAGACGCGGUUGAAGAAAAAUUGGUGUUUUACGAAAGUAUUGUUAGUAAAAUAAGGAUGCCUGGAUAUAAAUGGGUUAGGUACACGGGUGCUCGCUACUUCGUACCGGGAAUGAUCUUCGUCGGCAAGGACUUGGAUGGCAUGAAUCUUGUUGUUGGACGUGCUUUACACCAAGGCGAUAUGCUUCCUGCAAAGGUGAAACCAGAACAUGGAGUAGCUUACGUUAGUCACGGAGGCAACGAACACAUAAAGCACGAUUUUGAGGUUUUGAUGCCCGCCGAUUUCAAGUGGAUCCCAGCAAGACACGGUCAAGUUCCACCACAUGCGGUUGAAGCUGGAAGAACAAUAGAUGGAGAAAUGCUUUACAUUGGUCGUGCCUAUCAGAAUGGUGUACCAUGCGUAGGAAAAAUACAUAGAACCCACGGAGUAUUGUACGUACCUUUUGAAGGCAGAGAAAUUCCAUUUAGAGAAUAUGAAGUGCUGGUGUUAUCUUAAUUUAUAAAUACCACAUGGAAUAUUAAACGAUCCAUAAAAAUUCAGAUCCAGAAA
Molecule: messenger RNA, 624 nt
Organism: Frieseomelitta varia
Lineage: Eukaryota; Metazoa; Arthropoda; Insecta; Hymenoptera; Apidae
Product: natterin-3-like
Exons: 4
Coding region: 133-570 (145 amino acids)
Source: RefSeq, a predicted model, not a curated record